This is a messenger RNA of Scutellospora calospora, 682 nucleotides long. The record is from the annotation of a GenBank genome assembly. NCBI's taxonomy places the organism in Eukaryota, Fungi, Glomeromycota, Glomeromycetes, Diversisporales, Gigasporaceae.
GAUGCCAAAAGCAAAAAUAUCUCCUUCUAUUUUGUCGGGUGACUUUGCUCAACUCGCUGUUGAAUCUCAACGUAUGAUAAAUGAGGGUGCAGAUUGGUUGCAUAUUGAUGUUAUGGACGGACAUUUUGUCCCGAAUCUUACUAUUGGUGCUCCAGUUGUUCGAUCUUUGCGCAAUCAUACAGAUGCUUUUUUUGAUUGCCAUUUAAUGGUAUCAAAUCCCGAAAAGUGGGUUAAAGAUUUUGCAGAAGCUGGUGCAUCAUUGUUCUGUUUUCAUAUAGAAGCAUCACCAAAUCCUGAGUCACUGAUUGAAGAAAUUCGUAAGACUGGAAUGAAAGUUGGUAUUGCGGUUAAACCUAAAACACCUAUUGAUGUUAUAUUUCCUUUGGGUAAUAUAAUUGAUAUGUGCUUGGUAAUGACUGUUGAACCUGGUUUUGGUGGUCAAAAGUUUAUGGAGGAAUGCAUGCCAAAGGUUAAAGCAUUACGAGAAAGAUUUCCAACUUUAGAUAUAGAAGUAGAUGGAGGUUUAGCACUUGAUACAAUUGAUCAAGCAUCUAAAGCUGGUGCAAAUGUAAUUGUUGCUGGUACAUCUAUUUUCAAAUCUAAUAACCCUAAAGAAGUAAUUAACACAUUUAGACUUAAAGUUGAUGCUGAGCAAGCUAAAUAUUCGAUAUCUGUGACAUAA